Messenger RNA from Aureobasidium subglaciale EXF-2481, 627 nucleotides. RefSeq lists its product as uncharacterized. NCBI's taxonomy places the organism in Eukaryota, Fungi, Ascomycota, Dothideomycetes, Dothideales, Saccotheciaceae. The record is from RefSeq and is a predicted model, not a curated record. The coding region runs from base 1 to 627 and encodes 208 amino acids. The transcript has 2 exons.
AUGCCGACCUCAUCACCUCAACAAGCCUCGAACCAGCAAUCGCACACUCCCUUCUCCUCUCGUCCGGUAAAAGCAGCUCCCAUACCACGCUCUGAUGCUUUACGGGAACGUCGAAGGGACAUGUUCCUUCGAAAGGUCCGCCAAUCUCGCGAUGACAAUAAGUGGGACUCGAGAAUAGAUGAUAUGGCCAGACUUGACUACCUCAAAGAAAAGCGACGAUGGGAAGCCGAACAAGUACGAUCCGCACCACCCCUAUACCCUGACUUCUCAGAAGCAGAAGAGACAGCGGACUACGAUCUACCCACAUAUAGUAGUCAGAUGGCGAUGGACCCUCGAUCGCAAUCGGGCUUUCCCAUUGACAUAGAGGCCGACGCUAUCUUGCGGCAAGAAGAUGAGGAGAUGGAGGCUUUGAUGGCUCUGAUGCAAGAGGACGAGAAUCGUCGAACCCAACAUUUCAAUAGUCAAGAAGCAAGCGACGAUCGCUCCUCGGCAUUUGGCAGCGAUGAUGAAGAGUACGACAGUAUCUUCAUGAAUCUGAUAGACGAGACUGGUGGAUCGGCCGAUACAUCUGGGCAGCAACAGCAAGAUCGUCAACACACAGCAGAUGAUGAGAUGGACAUGAGCUAG